Molecule: messenger RNA, 4348 nt
Organism: Tupaia belangeri chinensis (Chinese tree shrew)
Lineage: Eukaryota; Metazoa; Chordata; Mammalia; Scandentia; Tupaiidae
Gene: SALL2
Product: spalt like transcription factor 2
Exons: 2
Coding region: 190-3216 (1008 amino acids)
Biological process (GO): regulation of transcription by RNA polymerase II
Cellular component (GO): nucleus
Molecular function (GO): DNA-binding transcription factor activity, RNA polymerase II-specific; RNA polymerase II cis-regulatory region sequence-specific DNA binding
Source: RefSeq, a predicted model, not a curated record
GUCAGGAACAGAGAAUCAGAGAGAGAGUCUGUCUGUCUCUGAGAAGGGAGAACAUCUCUGCUUCACAGUGAUCCGCACUGGGGAAGACCCAUCAGUUGGCUUCAGACCCAAGGUGGAGCCGGACCAGGUCACCCCGGUUGAGACUGAGCGAGCGUCGCCCCUCCCUCUCCCACCUCUCUCUACCCGGGAAUGUCUCGGCGAAAGCAGCGGAAACCCCAACAGUUAAUCUCGGACUGUGAAGGUCCCAGCGCGUCUGAAAACGGCGAUGCUAGCGAGGAGGACCACCCCCAAGUCUGUGCCAAGUGCUGCGCGCAAUUCACUGACCCAGCCGAAUUCCUCGCCCACCAGAACUCAUGUUCUACUGACCCUCCUGUAAUGGUGAUACUCGGGGGCCAGGAGAACCCCAACAACUCCUCGGUCUCCUCUGAACCCCGGCCUGACGGCCAUAAUAGUCCUCGGGUCAUGGACACAGACCACAGCAACCCCCCGGAUUCCGGGUCCUCUGUUUCCACGGAUCCCACCUGGGGCCCAGAGCGGAGAGCAGAGGAAUCUUCCGGGCAUUUCCUGGUCGCUGCCACAGGUACAGCGGCAGGGGGAGGCGGGGGCCUGAUCCUGGCCAGUCCCAAGCUGGGAGCAACCCCAUUACCUCCAGAAGCCACUCCUGCACCCCCUCCUCCUCCACCUCCCCCUCCACCCCCAGGCGUAGGCAGCGGCCACUUGAACAUCCCUCUGAUCCUGGAAGAACUGCGGGUGUUGCAGCAGAGGCAGAUCCAUCAGAUGCAGAUGACCGAGCAAAUCUGCCGGCAGGUGCUGUUGCUUGGCUCCUUAGGCCAGACGGUGGGUGCCUCUGCCAGUCCCUCAGAGCUUCCUGUAACCGGGGCCACCUCUUCCACCAAGCCCCUGCUACCCCUCUUCAGCCCUAUCAAGCCUGUCCAAACUGGCAAGACACUGGCACCUUCCUCCUCUUCCUCUUCCUCCUCCUCAGGAGCAGAAACACCUAAGCAGGCUUUCUUCCACCUUUACCACCCACUGGGGUCACAGCAUCCCUUCUCUGCUGGAGGGGUUGGGCGAAGCCACAAACCCACCCCUGCCCCCUCCCCUGCCCUGCCCGGCAGCACUGACCAGCUGAUUGCCUCACCUCAUCUGGCAUUCCCAAGCACCACGGGACUACUGGCAGCACAGUGUCUUGGGGCAGCCCGAGGCCUUGAGGCUGCUGCCUCCCCAGGGCUCCUGAAGCCAAAGAAUGGAAGUGGUGAGCUGGGCUAUGGGGAAGUGAUGGGUCCCUUGGAGAAGCCAGGUGGAAGGCAUAAAUGCCGCUUCUGUGCCAAAGUAUUUGGCAGUGACAGCGCCUUGCAGAUCCACCUUCGUUCCCACACGGGUGAGAGGCCCUAUAAGUGCAAUGUCUGUGGCAACCGCUUUACCACCCGUGGCAACCUCAAAGUGCAUUUCCACCGGCAUCGUGAGAAGUACCCACACGUGCAGAUGAACCCACACCCAGUGCCAGAGCACCUGGACUAUGUCAUCACCAGCAGUGGCCUGCCCUAUGGGAUGUCUGUGCCACCUGAGAAGGCGGAGGAGGAGGCAGCCACUCCAGGCGGAGGUGUGGAACGCAAGCCCCUGGUGGCGUCCACCACAGCACUCAGUGCCACCGAGAGCCUGACUCUGCUCUCCACAGGUGCAGGCACAGCCACGGCUCCUGGGCUCCCUGCUUUCAAUAAGUUUGUGCUCAUGAAAGCAGUAGAGCCCAAGAGUAAAGCUGAUGAAAACACCCCCCCAGGGAGUGAGGGCUCAGCCGUCAGCGGGGUGGCCGAAAGUGGCACAGCAACCCGAAUGCAGCUAAGUAAGCUGGUGACUUCGCUACCCAGCUGGGCACUGCUUACCAACCACUUCAAGUCCACGGGCAGCUUCCCCUUCCCCUAUGUGCUAGAGCCUUUGGGGGCCUCACCCUCUGAGACAUCAAAGCUGCAGCAACUGGUAGAAAAGAUUGAUCGGCAAGGAGCUGUGGCAGUGGCCUCUACUGCCUCAGGAGCCCCCACCACAUCUGCCCCUGCACCUUCACCUUCAGCCUCUUCAGGACCUAACCAGUGUGUCAUCUGCCUCCGGGUGCUGAGCUGUCCUCGGGCCCUACGCCUGCAUUAUGGCCAACAUGGAGGUGAGCGACCCUUCAAAUGCAAAGUGUGUGGCAGGGCCUUCUCCACGCGGGGCAAUCUGCGUGCACAUUUUGUGGGCCACAAGGCCAGUCCAGCAGCCCGGGCCCAGAACUCCUGCCCCAUCUGCCAGAAGAAGUUCACCAAUGCCGUCACUCUGCAACAGCAUGUUCGGAUGCACCUGGGGGGCCAGAUCCCCAAUGGUGGUACUACACUCCCCGAAGGCGGAGGAGCUGCCCAGGAGAAUGGCUCUGAGCAGUCUGCGGUGGUCUCUGGGGCAGGGAGCUUCCCCCAGCAGCAGUCCCAGCAGCCAUCACCGGAAGAGGAGUUGUCCGAAGAGGAGGAUGAGGAUGAGGAAGAAGAGGAGGAUGUGACUGAUGAAGAGUCCCUGGCAGGGAGAGGCUCCGAGAGUGGAGGUGAGAAAGCAAUAUCAGUGCGAGGCGAUUCAGAAGAGGCAUCUGGGGCAGAGGAGGAAGUGGGGACGGUGGCAGCUGCAGAAGCCACAGCUGGGAAGGAGAUGGACAGCAAUGAGAAAGCGACUCAACAGUCUUCUCUGCCACCACCCCCAGCAUCUGACAGCCUGGAUCAGGCUCAACCAAUGGAACAGGGAAGCAGUGAUGUGUCUGUAGGCACAGAAGAGGGGGGCAAGCCAGAGAGGAGCUCAAGCCCCGUGUCAGCACUCAGUGCAGAAGGGGAAGGCACCAGUACCACCUUAGUGGAGGAGCUGAGCUUGCAGGAAGCGUUGAGAAAGGAGCCAGGAGAGAGCAGCAGCAGGAAGGCCUGUGAAGUGUGUGGCCAGAGCUUUCCCACCCAGGCAGCCCUGGAGGAGCAUCAGAAGACCCACCCCAAGGAGGGGCCACUUUUCACCUGUGUUUUCUGCAGGCAGGGCUUCCUCGAGCGGGCCAUCCUCAAGAAGCAUAUGCUGCUAGCUCACCACCAGGUACAGCCCUUUGCCCCCCAUGGCCCUCAGAGUAUUGCCGCUCUCUCCUUGGUCCCCGGCUGUUCACCUUCCAUCGCUUCCCCGGGGCUCACCCCCUUCCCCCGAAAAGAUGACCCCACGAUCCCAUGAGCCUGUUUUUCUGUACCUGCUGCCCUCUGGUGCAGGAAGCAGAAACCAAGAGCUCCAUAGAAAGACCUCCAAGAUUUAUGAGCCCUAUUUUAUCUUUUUCUCUGAGUUCUUACAUGAUAUAUCCCUAGUGGUUUUUUUCUAGUCCUUGAGCUUGGAAAUUGAUGUGCUUACAAGGGGAUGGCCCCCUGAAGAGUUGUUCUCCCCUUUUCAUUCUUUGUACCUAAAGAAAAUAGAUUCUUUCCAGCCCCCUCCAACUUCCCUGGGGUGACCUUUCUCCCCUGUCCUCUUAUCCCCUGUACUUCCCUCUGGCAGGUGCAACUAAGCACCCACAUUUGGAAUUGCAGCCCAGCCUGAAGGGGCCGGCAGCUGUCUCUGGAGGGCCCAGUGCUUCUCCUCUCUGGUGACCAGGUCAACCAGCAGGAUUCUGUGUCCCAGGACUUUCCUGCCCAACUGUUAGGGGUGGGUCCCUUCACAUUCUGGAAAUAGUCCAGUGGUUUCCCCAAGUCCUGGAGUUCCAGCUCCUCUAUACCACUUCAGGCCUGGCACCACCAGUGCUGUUUGGCCCAGGAGCUGAGGCUGGGGAGGUACCCCCAAAAUGGAAUCCAGAGAGGUCAAGGAGAAGACAGCCCCUUCCUCCUAUUUCAGCUUCCUGCACCCAGGGCAGUGCCUGAAAAGCCCUCAUAGGAGAGAAGUAACAAACUGAACAUUCCUUCUCCCUCCCCUACUCCAGGAGCCAGCGGUGAAAGUCCCCAGUCAUUGGUGGCCAAACCCUAGCAGGUAGAAAUGCAGGGCACAGGACAGUCUUCCCUGUAACCCCCUUGGCUGUCACGUUAAGGUGGUGUUUGCUCUUCAGUAUGCCAAGACGUCGUCAGUUCCUCAUUCAUCAUGGCCUCUCAAAGUUGGGAAGCAAGCAGAUUCCUUGCCAAGAGGUGCCCAUGGGAUAUUUUAGGAAAUGUGAAGUUAGUUCAUAUCUUUAAUGGGCAUUGUUGCAGAGGGUGGUUAAUGGAGAGUUGAGUAAUAUUUUUAAAACACUGGGCAUGCUGGGAAACUAUGUGAUGAAAGGGACAUAAGGGAAAGGACCUUUAGUUGUGAAGGCUAACAUUCUUGUGAAUGCUCUCUCGGGCUGACAGUG